GCUUGGGUUGACAUAUGCAAAUUAUUCUUUCAAAUGGGCUGACAUAUGCAAAUGAGGCACAACAAGGGGCUUCAGUUCCUGACCACUGUCAUUUUGCAAGCAGAGUCUUCCACUAGCCAGUAGCUGCCUGUAGGUAAAUAUCAUGGCUGAUGCAGCGACCCCUGCCCCCCCUGCGGAAGAGAACCCCCCUCAGCCUACGACCUGCGAACCCCCUAAGGAGCCCCCUCAGCCUACAACCUGUGAACCCCCUAAACCCCCUCCGGCUGAGAAGGGGUCCAAGGGGCCACUAGAUUAUAUCGCAGGGCUGUUAAAGGAUGAUGAAGCCGAGGACAAAGGAGACGUUAAGAUCAACGUCAAACAGUGUGAGAUGCCGGACGACAUGAAGGAACACGCCACCAACACAGCAACUCCUCUUGUAAAGGAGAAGAAGCCUCACAAGGACAUCGCGUCUGCUCUGAAGAAAGAGUUUGACUCCAAGUACGAGCCGACAUUCAUCUGUAUCGUGGGCACGGACUUCGGAUCCUCCAUCACCCACACCAAGGACUGCUUCAUCUACAUGUACCUCAACAAAACCGCCAUUAUGCUCUUCAAGGUGUAGAGGUCAAAGUUUAGAGGUCAUACCAAGACCUGCAAUAAAAGCUUACAAUGUCAUCUUGUAGCUUAAUAAAAGAGGAAAAGAAAUAAAAGCGAUGUUCUUUCAAUGACUUUUCAUAACGUAAUCAGAAGCAAGGAGGUUUUUUUUCUAAAUAAUCUUUACUUUUAGUUCUGAAAAUCAUUUUGAAUGUCACAGUUUAUUUAAUCUCUUAGCAGUUGUGAUGAGGUGAUCUUCGGUGAAAGUCUGGUAAAAGAAUUUCAUUCUUACACUUUAAGGUGCUUUUUUCUUCCUAAUGCUGCGUUUUGUAGGUGCUCAGUAAGGUUUUAAAAGGUGAAAAAAGACAGACCUAUGCAAUU
Molecule: messenger RNA, 951 nt
Organism: Branchiostoma floridae (Florida lancelet)
Lineage: Eukaryota; Metazoa; Chordata; Leptocardii; Amphioxiformes; Branchiostomatidae
Product: dynein light chain LC6, flagellar outer arm-like
Exons: 4
Coding region: 143-598 (151 amino acids)
Biological process (GO): cilium assembly; microtubule-based process
Cellular component (GO): cytoplasmic dynein complex
Molecular function (GO): dynein light intermediate chain binding; dynein intermediate chain binding
Source: RefSeq, a predicted model, not a curated record